AUGACCGAUAUACACAAUUUGCCUUACAUCGCAUCCUACAUCGCCGAUGAUGACGGAGACUGUGUGGGGGAGGAGAAUUGGGUGGACAGUCGGACGGUGUACAUCGGACAAAAGGUACCCCCUCCGGGAGCUGAGGCCUACAUCCCUCAGCGGUACCCCGACAACCGCAUUGUCUCCUCCAAGUACACCUUCUGGAACUUCAUUCCCAAGAACUUGUUUGAACAGUUCAGAAGAAUUGCAAACUUCUAUUUCCUGGUCAUUUUUCUGGUUCAGCUCAUUAUUGACACUCCCACAAGCCCGGUCACCAGUGGGCUCCCUCUCUUCUUCGUCAUCACCGUCACCGCCAUAAAACAGGGCUAUGAGGACUGGCUCCGGCACAAGGCUGACUGCUCCAUAAACGAGUGUCCGGUGGCGGUGGUGCAGCAGGGGAAGGUGGUGAGGACGCAGAGUCACAAACUGCGGGUGGGGGACAUCGUGAUGGUGAUGGAAGAUGAGACGUUUCCCUGUGACCUCAUCCUGCUCUCCUCCAGCCACGAUGACGGGACCUGCUACGUCACCACCGCCAGCCUGGACGGCGAGUCCAGUCACAAGACCUAUUAUGCUGUACCAGAUACCAUGGCCUUUAGAACGGAGCAGGAGGUGGAUUCUCUACAUGCCACUAUUGAAUGUGAACAACCGCAGCCUGACCUCUACAAAUUCGUGGGACGCAUCAACAUUUAUAAGGACCGGGAAGAGCCAGUGGCCAGGCCGCUGGGGGCUGAGAAUUUGCUCCUCAGAGGAGCGACCCUGAAAAACACACAGCGCAUUUAUGCUGUCGCCAUCUACACCGGCAUGGAGACCAAGAUGGCUCUCAACUACCAGUCCAAGUCCCAGAAGCGCUCCGCUGUAGAAAAGUCAAUGAAUGCGUUCCUGAUCGUGUAUCUCUGCAUCCUGAUCAGCAAAGCGGUGAUCAACACUGUUCUGAAGUACGCCUGGCAGUGGUCCCCGGACCGGGACGAGCCCUGGUACAACCACAGGACCGAGAACGAGCGCCAGCGCCAUGUGGUGAUCCGAGCAUUCACUGACUACCUGGCCUUCAUGGUCCUGUUUAACUACAUCAUCCCCGUGUCCAUGUACGUUACCGUGGAAAUGCAGAAGUUCCUGGGCUCCUAUUUCAUCGCCUGGGAUGAGGAGAUGUUCGACGAGGAGCUGGGAGAGGGAGCACAGGUCAACACCUCCGACCUCAAUGAGGAGCUUGGUCAGGUGGAGUAUGUGUUUACUGAUAAGACGGGCACGCUGACAGAGAACAACAUGGAGUUUAUUGAGUGCUGUGUGGAUGGUAACGUCUACAUCCCUCACGCCAUCUGCAAUGGCCAGAUCCUCAGCGCCGCUUCCAGCAUCGACAUGAUCGACUCCUCACCCGGGGGCUACCGGAGGGAGCACGAGGACCUGUUUUUCCGGGCUUUGUGUCUAUGCCACACGGUCCAGGUGAAGGAGGAGGAGACAGUGGAUGGAAUCAAGAGGGGCAUCCACCAGGGCAGGCCCACCUCCUUCUACAUCUCCUCCUCGCCGGAUGAGGUGGCCCUGGUAGAGGGCAUGAAGAGAUUGGGUUACACUUACCUGAGACUGAGAGAUAGCUACAUGGAGAUUCUCAACAAAGACGAUGAGAUUGAGAGGUUUGAACUGCUGCAUGUGCUGAACUUUGACUCGGUCCGGCGGAGGAUGAGCGUUAUAGUCAAGUCAAGCUCAGGGGAGUACCUGCUGUUCUGUAAAGGAGCAGACUCCUCCAUCUUCCCGCGGGUGGUGUCGGGAAAGCUGGAGCAGGUAAAAGCGCGGGUGGAGCAGAAUGCUGUGGAAGGGCUGCGGACGCUGUGUGUGGCCUAUCGGAGGCUGUCGCCAUCCGAGUACCAGGAGGCGUGUCAUCACCUGAACGAAGCCAAGCUGGCCCUGCAGGACAGGGAGCAGAGGUUGGCGCAGGCUUAUGACAUCAUCGAGAGGGACUUCGUGCUUUUGGGGGCAACCGCUGUGGAGGACAGGCUCCAGGAGAAGGCUGCAGACACUAUCGAGUCACUCCACAAGGCUGGGAUGAAGGUGUGGGUCCUCACGGGCGACAAGAUGGAGACGGCGGUUGCUACGUGCUAUGCUAGCAAGCUGUUCCGCCGAAGCACCCAGAUUCUGGAGCUGACCAAGAAACGCACGGAGGAGCAGAGCCUGCACGAUGUCCUGUUUGAACUGAGCCGAACCGUCCUCAGACAGCGCUCCGUUUCCGGGUUGUCGGUAGACUGCCUUGACUUUGGCCUGAUCAUAGAUGGGGCCACUCUGUCAGCAAUACUUAAGCCCAACCGCGACGGCACCUCCCCAGGAAACUACAAAGAGAUUUUUCUGGAGAUCUGCCGUAACUGUAGCGCCGUUCUCUGCUGUCGUAUGGCACCCCUGCAGAAGGCACAGAUUGUCAAGCUAAUAAAAUCUUCUAAAGAGCACCCCAUAACCCUGGCCAUUGGUGAUGGAGCCAAUGAUGUCAGUAUGAUCCUGGAAGCACAUGUUGGUAUAGGCAUCAUGGGUAAAGAGGGCCGGCAGGCAGCAAGAAACAGCGACUACGCGAUCCCAAAGUUCAAACAUCUGAAAAAGAUCCUGCUGGUUCACGGCCAUUACUACUACAUUCGCAUUGCUGAGCUUGUGCAAUACUUCUUCUACAAGAAUGUGUGCUUCAUCUUCCCCCAGUUCCUCUAUCAGUUCUUCUGCGGGUUCUCCCAGCAGCCUCUGUACGACACAGCGUACUUGACGCUGUACAACAUCAGCUUCACCUCACUUCCCAUCCUCCUCUACAGCCUCGUUGAGCAGCACGUCAGCAUGGAGACCCUCAAGAGGGAUCCUUCCUUGUACAGGGAUAUAGCCAAGAACUCUCUCCUCCGCUGGCCUGUCUUCCUGUACUGGACGUGCCUGGGCGUGUUUGACGCCGUCGUCUUCUUCUUCGGUGCCUACUUCCUGUUCGACAACACCACCUUCACCAGCAACGGCCAGCUUAUGACCACCAACACGCAGAUGAUGUUCGGGAACUGGACCUUUGGGACCCUUGUCUUCACUGUGCUGGUGUUCACCGUUACACUCAAGCUUGCCUUGGACACACACCACUGGACUUGGAUCAAUCACUUCGUCAUCUGGGGGUCGCUGCUUUUCUACGUUAUUUUCUCACUGCUCUGGGGAGGCAUCAUCUGGCCCUUCCUGAACUACCAGAGGAUGUAUUACGUUUUCAUGCAGAUGUUGUCCAGCGGGCCGGCCUGGCUCAGCAUCAUCCUGCUCAUUACAGUUAGUCUGCUGCCGGACGUCAUCAAGAAGGUCCUCUGCCGGGCCGUCUGCCCGACAGCCACCGAGCGCGCACAGGACUCGAAGAAGAAGAAGCCAGUGCAGGGCAGCAUGGCCGAGUCGACUCCACUGUCCCCCCGCCACUCCCCUAAAGGCAGGAGCACCGACUCCUCCCUCCUCCACCUUUGCAUCCCGGAGACCCUCUCAUGCCACAGGUCUGAUCCCCUUCCCCACAAACUGUUGCUGACCCACUGGGCUGAUGGCAGGGGGGCAGACUUCUGCCCUCUGAGUCCCUACACACUCCGCCUGUCUGGGGCAGGGAUCGCCCACUACGCCCCGGGGCCCGAGACCUCUGUGUGA
Molecule: messenger RNA, 3642 nt
Organism: Lampris incognitus (smalleye Pacific opah)
Lineage: Eukaryota; Metazoa; Chordata; Actinopteri; Lampriformes; Lampridae
Product: phospholipid-transporting ATPase IH-like
Exons: 30
Coding region: 1-3642 (1213 amino acids)
Biological process (GO): phospholipid translocation
Cellular component (GO): recycling endosome; trans-Golgi network; endoplasmic reticulum
Molecular function (GO): magnesium ion binding; ATPase-coupled intramembrane lipid carrier activity; ATP binding
Source: RefSeq, a predicted model, not a curated record